Messenger RNA from Prorocentrum cordatum, 834 nucleotides. The record is from the annotation of a GenBank genome assembly. Lineage: Eukaryota; Dinophyceae; Prorocentrales; Prorocentraceae.
GCCCCGGCCCCGCCGCAGCCCCCGGUGGACGAGGCGGAGAUCUCCAGGAUAGUCAAUCUGCUGACGGAUCCCCUGCAGGCGCAGAUCCGGGAGCUCAGGCGCAUGACAACGCAGCAGGCCGAGAGGAUAGACACUCUGGAAAAGAGCUUGGCGCUGGCCACAGAGGCCGCGCAGUUGGCUGGCGGCAACGCCACCGCGGCGGUCGCGAGGGCCGCGGUCCUGGAGAAGCACGUGUCCGAGGAGGUGUGCUCGGCUGCGGCCUUUAACGAUUACAAGGCGACCGCCUCGAAGGAGCUGCUCGCGCACAAGGAGGCGCUCGAGGCGUACAAGGGCGAGGUGGCGAAGGGCCUCGACGCAGGCGCCAAGGGGCUGGAGGAGCACCAGCGCGCGCUGUCGACGCACAAGGAGGAGGCUUCGAAGGGCCUGUCGGACCUGAAGGAGGUGCUGGAGGCGCAGAAGGCCGCGACACAGGAGCUCGUUGCCCAGCAGAGGGCCGAGGCGUUCAAGAACCUCAGCGCUCACCAGGAGCUCCUGGAGGCCCACAAGGCCGCUGUCCAGGAAGCCUUUGGCACCGCCCGGGCCGAGGCCUUUGCGAACCUCACGGCCCACCACGCGCUGCUGGAGGCCCACAAGGCCGCCGUCAAGGAGGCCUUUGACUCCGCUCGGGCCGAGGCCUUUGCAAACCUCACGGUCCACCAGGCGUCGGUGCUCCGAAAUUUCACCGAGGCCCAGGAGCUCGUCAGUGUGCACAAGGCGGCCGCGGAGGAGGCGGUGGCGGCGCUGCGCGCGGAGGCGCAGAGGAAUCUAUUCAGCUGGAGGCUCUCAGCAACGUGA